UCGUCAAUAUCGAAGUCUUCUUAUGUGUGUUCUUACCGCGCGUGCACGCACGUGCCAUGUCCGUCUACCUUUUCAAUUUCGUGUCAAACGAGCAUUAGUGAAAAAUAAUGGCAUCUCAGUACAAGACUAUUCAUCCUGUAAAGUACUUGCGAGAUUAUCUUGUGCAAGAUAUCAGACCAGACGGCAGACAGUUUUUACGGUUCAGACCAGUGAGCGUCAAUGUAGGUGCUCUCACUCAGGCGGAUAGCUCGGCUAUUUUCAAGAUUGGUAGUACAACCGUGGUGUGUGGGAUCAAAGCUGAAUUGGCAGCUCCAAGACCUGAUGCUCCAAAUUCUGGCUACUUUAUACCAAAUGUCGAGCUUUCCCCAUUGUGCUCUUUGAAAUUCCGACCUGGACCGCCAAGUGAUCAGGCUCAGGUGGCAUCCAAAAUGGUGGAUGAUAUUCUGAGGAAUUCAGCUGCUCUGGAUUUAACAGAACUAUGCAUAUGCAGCGAUAAACUAGUCUGGGUACUUUAUUGCGAUUUAAUAUGCAUCGAUUAUGAUGGAUCUGUUACCGAUGCGUGUGUUGGUGCUUUAAUGGCUGCCUUGAAAACUUUAACUUUACCAGAGGUUCAGUUUAAUCCUGAAACUGCAGCCGUAGUUGUAAACAAAAUCAAUAGAAAAACUUUUUCUCUUAAAAGUUUACCAGUCUCAACCACAUUCGCAAUAUACGAUGAUCAUCUUCUCAUUGCUGACCCAACUGAUGAAGAAGAGACUUUAUCCAAGGGAAAACUAUGUUUUGUAAUGGAUCGGGAAGUCCUAUGUGGACUCUAUAAGCCAGGUGGGAUAUCAAUUCCUCAAGAUCUGCUGUUUAAAGGUCUUUCAAGAUCUAAAAAGAGAGCGGAGCUUAUAAGAAAACUCAUAGAAGCUGCAACGACACCUUCAGAAAGAUCGCAACAUAUUCAUUAAAAUCAAAGUCCAUAAAUAAAACAACAAAUUUUCACUCAA
This is a messenger RNA of Athalia rosae (coleseed sawfly), 986 nucleotides long. RefSeq names its product exosome complex component RRP43-like. The record is from RefSeq and is a predicted model, not a curated record. Gene Ontology annotation, cellular component: nuclear exosome (RNase complex); cytoplasmic exosome (RNase complex). The transcript has 7 exons. NCBI's taxonomy places the organism in Eukaryota, Metazoa, Arthropoda, Insecta, Hymenoptera, Athaliidae. The coding region runs from base 108 to 947 and encodes 279 amino acids. Gene Ontology annotation, biological process: U1 snRNA 3'-end processing; nuclear mRNA surveillance; nuclear polyadenylation-dependent rRNA catabolic process.